Myxocyprinus asiaticus (Chinese sucker) is the source of this 545-nucleotide messenger RNA. Its product is annotated as interferon alpha-13-like. The transcript is spliced from 5 exons. Gene Ontology annotation, molecular function: cytokine receptor binding. Gene Ontology annotation, biological process: defense response. The record is from RefSeq and is a predicted model, not a curated record. The coding region runs from base 1 to 534 and encodes 177 amino acids. Lineage: Eukaryota; Metazoa; Chordata; Actinopteri; Cypriniformes; Catostomidae. Gene Ontology annotation, cellular component: extracellular region.
AUGGCACUUGUACAUUUUAUGUUGCUGUGUUCAUUUCUUAUAUAUUCGCAAGUUUGUUCAAUGCCAACAAAGUGCAUUAUUCGGUGGGACCUUGUGGAGUCAUCUCACAAUCUACUUGAGAAUAUGGGAGGCCUUUUCCCUCGUGAAUGCUUGGAAGAAAAAGACGAGAUAACGUUUCCUAAAUCUGCUCUGCAAUCAAACGGCUCAAAUCAGAAAAUCGCAGUGUAUACAAUCAUGGAGCACAUUGACUCUUUGUUUGCAAAUGAGACCCAUCCUGGAUCCUGGGUGCCGGAGAAAGUGGAUGUUUUCCGGCACAAAGUUUAUCGCUUAAAAGAAGAUAACAAAUGCGUUUUGGGGAAAACGCACGGACCCGUGGAUGAUUUUCCUGCAAUAGACAAUGCCCUGAGAAACUAUUUCGAAGAAUUGGCCACUCUUCUUAGAAACAAGGAUUACAGUUUCUGCGCAUGGGAGGUGGUUCGAAAAGAGCUCCUGAGUGUUCUUAAUGACAUCCUCCAGCUAAACUCAUCCAAAUAGCAAUUUUCGUA